GUUUGGAUCAGGAUCAUCCAGGCCCCCUGUGAAUGGGGAGAGAGAGAGAGAAGGAGCCCUGAUGUCUGUACUGCUGCUGCUGGUCUGUAUGUCUCUCCUCUGCUCUGGGACGACUGGGGGAUGGAGACCAUGCACAGAUCUGUUACCUUUGGACUUCCUGUCGCGGGUCUUACCACCUGGCGGGGAGCCCCCCCUGCCUGAAGUGCACAUGGUCCAGUCCAGGGGGGCCCGGGGCCUGCAGCUAACCGGCUCUCAGGAGGCCCUCAGCUUCCCCGCUUCGCAGCUCUUCACCAACUGUGACCACUUCCCUUCUGAGUUCUCCUUCGUGGUCACGCUCAAGAUCCCACGCCUUGCCAACAAGAGGAACGAGUACAUCUUCUCGUUGGUGGAGGAGGAGUCAGACCGGCUGCUGAUUGGUCUACUUGUCUCUCAGGAGAGGCUCCACUUUUUGUUCCAGGGCCCGACAGUCAAGAAACGGAUCACGUUUAGGGCGGUGCGGCUGGCGGACAACCACUGGCACACAGUGGUGUUGGCCGUCACCGGGCGCUAUGCUACACUCAGAGUGGACUGCGGUAUGGCCCUGGAGCUGGUCUAUGAGAAGCCUUUCCCCAGUGAUCUCUGCACUGCCCACUCCAGGUUCUACAUCGGCAGCAGGAGGCGAUGGAAAGGACUGUUCUCUGGUCUGCUGCGACAGCUGGUUCUGUUGCCUGGGUCAGAUGCUACCUCCCGAGUUUGUCCCUCUUCAGACCCCAGACUGGCAGUCCUCUCUGUCCCUCAGGCCCUGCUCACCAUGCCCAUCACACCCACUGGGAACGACAUAGUCCCCCUGUAUCCUUACGAGGCAGAAGUGUUCAUAACCCCGGGGACCCAGCCUCCCUGUGCCAAGGCAGAGGAGGGCCAGCUGUGGUUUAACACACUGAAGAAAGGCUUGUUCCUGUGUGAUGGACGGCUGUGGAUGCCUCUGCUGCAAGAGAAAGAGCGUCUGGACUAUGUUGAAGACUACCAAGACCUUUACACCAACUCAGAGACGUUCGACAUCGAGGUGUUCCACAUCCCCUCCCAAGGACUGUUCGCUGCCACAGCCAAUCGCGAGACCAACCCGGGCUCUGGAAUCUACAAGUGGGUGGAUGGGAAGUUUCAAGUGUAUCAGAACAUCAUCACCUAUGAAGCACGGGCAUGGAAGUACUUCACUGUGGGCAACAAGAUGUUCCUAGCAGUGGCUAACUCCAAGGGCCAGCCCGGGCGGGGAGUGGGAGGAGUCAGUGAUCUACAAGUGGAGCAGCAGGAAGUUAAUGUUUCUACCUUAUCAGACCAUAGAGACACACAGUGCUCUGGACUGGGAGGCCUUCAGCAUACAGGAACAACAUUUCCUGGCUGUGGCCAAUCACAGACGAGAAGACACCCUGCAGCACCUGGCCGCUCUCAGGCUCCAGUUCCUCCACGGGACGAGGCCCGGGGCAGCUGGUCUCUGGACACCGUCUACCCUGUAGGGAGGCUCACAAGACGCAUCCUGCACUUCACCAAGGUGGGCGCGGCGGGGCCUGUGGGCCAAACCCUUGAGCGGAGGCGGACCAGCUUCCUGGACGGGACACUGCGCCGCACCGGGCUGAAGACGGGCUCCAUGAAGAAACAGAAGAUGGAGGAGGAACAGAUGCUGGAGAUGUGGGUGAAGGAGGAGACUUCAGCCACCAGGACCUCCAUCGUAGAGAAGUGGUCCAGACUUCAGGGACUGGACCAGCACACUGCCAUGCUCAAAUACAUGAACAUCAUCAAGGAGUGGCCCGGAUAUGGGUCCACACUGUUCGACGUAGAGUGUAAAGAAGGAGGCUUUCCUCAUGACCUGUGGCUGAGUGUGAGUGCAGAGAACGUGUCGGUCUACAAGAGAGGAGAACCCAAACCUCUGGAGACGUUCCCCUACGAACACAUCAUCUUCUUCGGAUCUCCCCAGGCCACUACCUAUAAGAUCACAGUGGACGACAGAGAUAUGUUCUUUGAGACACCUCUGGUUGGAGAGAUCACUAAGAUCAUGAAAGCCUACAUCAACAUGAUAGUAAAGAAGAGAUGCAGUGUCAGAUCUGGGCCCAGCUACGGAACCAACUGGAUCAGGUGAUUAGGGACAGGACACAGCCCAGUUGGCUUCCUACCGCCCCUGACCAGAAGGCUACAAGGCAGCAGGGUCCAUGAAGACAGGACUGUUCUCCUCAACUCAGAUGUCUGAAUAACUGAAAGCAGGCUGCUAUUCAGCUACUCCAGAACUCGUCCAACUCCGGUGUCCCAACUCCCGGUGUCCCUCAGUGUGGUACGCCAAGCCAACGUUCUAGAACAUUCUAGAAUGUGUAGAGCUAAAAGGCGGAACUACGUUCCUCAACCGUUUCCUAUUGCUAUUCUAUAGCUGUCGACAGAGUGGAUACCACGUUACCUUCUGCUAUUAUUUACAUCAAUUUAUCAAUAGUAUGGACCAAUCAGGAUGUCACAUCAAAUUUCCUUUUGUAUCAAGUUCUACCAUUUUCCAAUGGAUUGAGAGAGAAAUGUCUCACUGUCAAGCCUUCCCCUGACCAGCUCCCCUUUCCUUAUAAGAAUGUUGUGUCUAUUUUUAAAUUGGCAAGUGUUAUUAUUUUUAUUAUAAUAACAUCUGUAAAUGACGCCCAACUAUACCGUUAUAUAUUUACAAUGAGAAGAAGUUCUUUGUCUAAGUAAAGUUGAAAGACUUUCCCCUCAGGUUUUUCUGAGCCAUAGGAGUUGAAUCCCAAACCAACCACAGACCCAGGGAGUUGAACCUCUUUACAUUUCAAUGCCUUAAAUGGGUUCACUGCUUCCAUCCAUGUGGUUAUUCGUCUACUUUGGACUGUAAAGUAAUAGUUUUGACUUUCAGGAAUGGCAUCGCCAAGCCAGGGUUAUGUCAGGGCUAAUAGCUUGAUGGUUAUAACCAGUUAUAAUGCUAGUGGCAGAAGCUGAUAUUCUAUAGCCUGGUCCCAGAUCUGUUUGUGCUAUUGCCUACUCUGAGUAUGAAGCUUAACAUGUUUGAAAUGACAAUUCCAUAAGAAAGUUGGCAAAAGAGCAGAAAAGCAGGCUGGUGCCCAAAGCUAGCCAUUCUACCCAGUGCCCGAGAAGCAGGUUUUUAACUCUGGGGAAAUAACACUUGUAUUUUAUAUAACUAGAACAAACCAAUACAUAAUCCAUCACUACUAUAUUCAGGUUAUUAUUUAUUUACUAUAAAGGCAGUGGUUUAAUAUAGAACAUUUUGCUUAAUUCUAAAGAACAUCAUUAUAGAAUUUAGUCUGAGGUAUUUUAAUUUCAAUGUUUUAUUUGCUAUUUUGAUUUGAAACCAGAUUCGUCCUUGUAAUGAAAAUGUUUUGUGUGACUGAAACUGUUUGAAAGAGAGCGUGCCGUGUUGAGGAAGGUACUUCCUGGUUUUUGUGUUACUGAAGUAUUGUUGGUCAUGAGCGAUAGAGCAGGGUUAACCAUUUGGCACCCCAACUUUUACGAGCAAAUAUUAUCUUACAAAUUGUUGGACACAUGACUGUAAAAAAACACCUGCACCUCAGCUCCAAAUGAUUAACAUUCUGUUCUAAAGUAUUCCCACGCCUAAGGGAUGCUGGCCCAUGUUGACUCCAACGCUUUCCACAGUUGUGUCACCUGGUCAGUCUAUGUCAUGGAAAGACCAGGUGUUCAUAAUGUUUUGUACACUCAGUGUAUAUAUGUGAUUGUAAACAAAUGUAACCAAGGUUUGAAAUCAUUAUGUAUUAGUCAAAUAUUAUAUCCUAUUUGGGAUUCUUGCGGUCAAUUUGCAGUCUACAAAGUGUUAUGUUGAAUGAAUUAUGUUCCUGACCAUCCAUUCGCUCAAGAAACAAAAUCGUCCCGCGGCUGAAUGUAGUUGAUGAUCCCUGCUAUUGUGUGUCGUCGUGGGAGGGGGGUUGGGAUAUUUAUUAUGUGUAAUUCUAAUAGUCAGGAAGAGAGGGUCAGGAGGACUCACCAGUGAACACAGUGAGUCGUGUAACAGAUGGAGCCAUACAGGUGAGAGUAGAUGGAGGCAGCCUCCGACACCCAGCCUUGUAAGGUGAAAGCCGGUGACGGAGGCUAUCUGGCGUUACACUGCACAUGGCCCUGGGCUGGGAACUGGAAUAAAGAGCAACAUCACAUGCAGUAAACCGGGCUAUAGUGUGAUAUCAUGACAUUCUGGUGAUGAUAACAUAACAUUGUGGGAUUACAGUGUGAUAUCAUGACAGUGUGAUAUCAUGACAGUGGGAUAUCAUGACAGUGUGAUAUCAUGACAGUGUGAUAUUAUGACAGUGGGAUAUCAUGACAGUGGGAUAACAUGACAGUGUGAUUACAUUAUGAUAUCAUGACAUUGGGAUAUCAUGACAGUGGGAUAUCAUGACAGUGUGAUAUCAUGACAUUGUGGUGAUGAUAACAUUGAAUACAUUGUGGUAUCAUGACAGUGCACUAUAUAGGGAAUAGGGUGCCAUUUCAGCUGCUGGUAGAUUUUGAUAGAGCAUCAAAGGAACUCCAAAAAUUGUUUUUUUUAAAGUCCAAAUCCCAUGAUAGUUAAAUUAGAAAAGGGGUCCUUAAGGGUAUUUACACCAGAACCAUUUUAUUUAGUAAAUCAUUUUUCUUAACCAACAAUGCUGUUUUAAGAAAAAUGAGAGUCACGGACUUGUAAGUGAUCAUUCCACGUUAUGACAAAUACACAUUUGAUCAUGACUGUUAGGUUCCCUUGGCUGGAGAGAGUAAAACGGGCUGGUAAAUAUGUUUGUUGUAACUGGAUUUACAAAAUGCUUUAAUAAAAUGACUAUCUCAUAA
Molecule: messenger RNA, 4800 nt
Organism: Oncorhynchus tshawytscha (Chinook salmon)
Lineage: Eukaryota; Metazoa; Chordata; Actinopteri; Salmoniformes; Salmonidae
Product: thrombospondin-type laminin G domain and EAR repeat-containing protein-like
Exons: 13
Coding region: 62-2110 (682 amino acids)
Biological process (GO): signal transduction
Source: RefSeq, a predicted model, not a curated record